Messenger RNA from Boleophthalmus pectinirostris (great blue-spotted mudskipper), 2032 nucleotides. It is a transcript of the gene stk38a, whose product is annotated as serine/threonine kinase 38a. Gene Ontology annotation, biological process: intracellular signal transduction; peptidyl-serine phosphorylation. The coding region runs from base 230 to 1759 and encodes 509 amino acids. Lineage: Eukaryota; Metazoa; Chordata; Actinopteri; Gobiiformes; Gobiidae. The record is from RefSeq and is a predicted model, not a curated record. The transcript is spliced from 14 exons. Gene Ontology annotation, molecular function: protein serine/threonine kinase activity; ATP binding.
ACAAGCCACAAACAAGCCACAAACAAGCUCCUAAAGUCCGGAUCGGGGCCCCAACACGCGUCCGGGACACGCCGGGGCCGCGCCGUGCCCCCCUCCGUGUGCGCGCCGGGGCUCCGUGACGCGCGUUUCCCCGGAGCGGAGGAGUUUAAAGCCCCGCAGCUAGCCUGGAUUAGCUCGUUUUUUACCUUAGCCUGGCUGGAGGUGUCCCGAGGCGCGGCUCUGAUAAAGCAUGGCAAUGCCGGGCCAGAGCCCCUGCCCCCCCAUGAGCAACCACACCAAGGAACGCGUCAACAUGGCCAAAGUGACGCUGGAGAACUUCUACAGCAACCUCAUCGCCCAACACGAGGAGCGAGAGAUGAGGCAGCAGAAGUUGGAGAAGGUGAUGGACCAGGAGGGACUGCCUGAUGAAGAGCAGAAACGAAUGCGGCGCUCUCAGCACGCUCGCAAAGAGACCGAGUUCCUGCGUCUGAAGAGAACCCGCCUCGGCCUGGAGGACUUCGAGUCUCUCAAGGUCAUCGGACGAGGAGCGUUUGGAGAGGUUCGACUGGUGCAGAAGAAAGACACAGGACACGUCUACGCCAUGAAGAUCCUACGAAAGGCCGACAUGCUGGAGAAGGAGCAGCUGGGUCACAUCCGGGCGGAGCGGGACAUCCUGGUGGAGGCCGACAGUCUGUGGGUCGUCAAGAUGUUCUACAGCUUCCAGGACAAAAUGAAUCUGUACCUCAUCAUGGAGUUCCUGCCUGGAGGAGACAUGAUGACCCUCCUGAUGAAGAUGGACACUCUGAGUGAGGAGGCCACACAGUUUUACAUCGCGGAGACCGUCCUGGCCAUAGACUCCAUCCACCAGCUCGGCUUCAUCCACAGAGACAUCAAACCGGACAACCUGCUGCUCGACUCCAGGGGUCAUGUGAAGCUGUCAGAUUUCGGUCUGUGUACGGGGUUGAAGAGAGCUCACCGCACCGAGUUCUACAAAAACCUCAACCACAGCCUGCCCAGCGACCUCAGCAAACAGACUCAGAACAUGAACUCCAAGAGGAAAGCAGAGACCUGGAAGAGGAACCGCAGACAACUGGCCUUCUCCACGGUGGGCACCCCAGACUACAUCGCCCCCGAAGUCUUCAUGCAGAACGGGUACAACAAACUGUGCGACUGGUGGAGCCUGGGGGUCAUCAUGUACGAGAUGCUCAUAGGCUACCCGCCGUUCUGCUCGGAGACGCCUCAGGAGACCUACAGGAAGGUGAUGAACUGGAGAGAGACGCUGACGUUUCCACCUGAAGUGCCCAUCUCCGAGAAGGCCAAAGAACUCAUCCUCAGGUUUUGCUGUGAGGAGGAAAACAGAAUCGGAGCAGCUGGAGUCGAGGAAAUAAAGACCAACUCGUUUUUUGAGGGAGUCGACUACGACCACAUCAGGGAGCGUCCGGCCGCCAUCCCCAUCGAGAUCAAAAGCAUCGAUGACACUUCACACUUUGACGAAUUCCCCGACUCAGACAUCCUCCACCCAGGUCUGUCCAACUGUCCUCCAGCGACGUCUGUGUCCAACCAAGACGGAGACGGAGCUGAAGAACAAGGACUGGGUCUUCAUCAACUACACGUACAAACGCUUCGAGGGGCUCACCGCCAGAGGGGCCAUUCCGUCCUACAUGAAGUCGGGGAAGAGAUGAGGAGGGGCCCCCGACACCGGCCCCCGACACCGGCGCCUCCCGCGGGCCCCGCACAGGAACUGCUCGCUCUCGGGGGACGGGCCCCUCACCGGGACUGAGCUGCUUUGCCUUCUUCCAAUGGGACUCUUCCGAACACCAGCAUUCCGCUCCGUCGGCUCCCGGGGGCCCGGGCUCCUCUGGGCCUCGGCUCCCGGGGGCCCGGGUUCCCGGGCUCCUCGGGGCCGGACCAAAGGGCUUCCUGGACGUGUUCUUCAGGGAUCUUCUGCUGUGGCUUCUCCAAAAUGCUGCUGUUUGAACCAAAGACUCACAGGUUUCUGCUCACGGCGGCUGGAUGAGGGGUGGGGCGUCUGAUCGCUUGUCACACACACACA